GUCAAUAAUAUUUUUGUCGUGCUUGGUUCCGAUUUUCCAGAUUGCAUUUCGCAUUUUGUAAUCACUUGAAAUAGAAGUGUCUCCAGCUGUAUAAAGAUUGAAGGAAUAAAAAUCAAAUCUACCUACAAUACUUUUUUAAUCAGCAACGGUUAUCCAACUUCAAACUCAACAUGACUUUGGGAACUUACAACAGACAUCAAGCUGAAAGGAAAAAGCAAGCCGCUUUAGCAGCUGCUUUCCCUCAAGGAAUUCGCUGCCAAAAGUGUCUAGAAUAUGGCCAUUGGAGCUAUGAAUGCAAAGGAAAGCGUAAGAUCUUAGUACAUCCUUCACGUACUCAAGUCCUCAAGAAGAAUCUAAAAGCUAAAGAAGAAGGACAAUGCAGCAAUGGUUCUUGUAAGAUUCCAAACAAGAAAAAACGAACUGGCUCAGACUGUUCAGAUUGCUCAGACAAAGGCUCCUCCUCUGACAGCUCAUCAGAAUCUUCUUCCGACAGUUCUGGUUCAUCCAGCGACAGCAGCGACUCAGAAAGUGACAGUGAGAGCAGCAGCGAAUCUGGUUCUUGUAGCGACUGUUAAAUGUUGCAAAAUAUGAUAAGGAUUAUUUUAUGCUUUAACCAGGAUUACUGUCUUGUUUUUCUUAAAGUAUUUUUUUUUCUUAAUUAUAAAACUUCUAAGAAUUUUGUGCCCUUGUAAAAUACUAAGCUCAAGUUUAUUCACAUUUAAUACAUGUUUGAAUUCAGAAUUUAUUGACAUACAGUAAUCCUGUUUUAAUAGCAUGUAGAUUUAAGCAAUUAUCUGAAAUUUGUAGUUUUUUGUUAUGCUGUGCAUUCACAACGCACUGUGGCUAGCUCUACUCAAGAAAAACAUGAAUUAUUUUUAUAUUUUUAGAGUUCUCAGGUUUGAAAUGCUGGACAUUUUAGGUAAUUGUGCAUUACAAUGUGAAAGAAUAACAUGGUGCUGCAUAAUUAUAUUUUGGAAUGCACCUUAUACCUGGAAACGAUUUUAUUUGAAUACUUACUACUUGAUGUGAAAUUUCUGAAUGUGAUUGUAUUAUGUUACCUGAUUGCUAAUAAACAAUGAAAUUGUGAAAUUAAUGAUUUAAAUUGUAUCUAGUUUUUAGUACUAUGUAAAAUUGUUGAAAAAAUUCUUAACUUGUUUAUUGGUAAGAGGGUAAUUUUAUAAUUAUAAUUUUAGCAUUUAAGUUUGAUAGGAAUUUCUUAUAAAUUAACUACUGUAACUUAAUAUUUGAAAGUGAUUUUAAUAUAGUUUAUUAUUGAUCACAUUAUUGACAUUAAAUGUUAGACUAUUAUUUUAUGCUUUGUAAAAACAUGCUGUUCAUGUCAUUGUCUUAGAUUUUACUAGAAGUUAGAUAUAUGUCUUUAGUUUGUAGACUUUGUGUAACACAUUUAUAAAAAGACUGUAUAAUGAAAAAACUUGAGUCUUUACAAUUGAAAAUAUAUAAAUAUUCUUCAGAUCGUUUUAUUAGUAAAAAUGUCAUAACUUACAUGAAUUUUGAUAAAAAAUGAAUACAAUUUUGAUGGAAUU
Diatraea saccharalis (sugarcane borer) is the source of this 1544-nucleotide messenger RNA. NCBI's taxonomy places the organism in Eukaryota, Metazoa, Arthropoda, Insecta, Lepidoptera, Crambidae. The record is from the annotation of a GenBank genome assembly.